Molecule: messenger RNA, 1233 nt
Organism: Mesorhabditis spiculigera
Lineage: Eukaryota; Metazoa; Nematoda; Chromadorea; Rhabditida; Rhabditidae
Source: the annotation of a GenBank genome assembly
AUGGAGUCGCAUCGCCUACUUAUCAAAAAUAUCCGACAAUUGGUCCAAGUCACUGCCAAUAACGAUCAGAUGUUCCUCAGGGGCGAGGAGGCUUCUCAGAUCCAGGCAAAUUCCGAGAUCGCAAACCGGAAUUCGCUUGAAAAUAUCGAAAAGAUUGUGGAUGCAAAUGGUGGCGUCGUAUUACCUGGGCUGGUUGAUGGACAUUCCCAUCCGGUAUUUGCCGGUGAUCGGGUACAUGAGUUUGCGAUGAAGCUGGCUGGUGCGACUUAUGCUGAGGUGCAAGCAGCCGGGGGUGGAAUCCAUUUUACUACGGCUGCUACACGGAAGGCUAGCGAAGAAGAGCUCUACCGCGAUUUCGAGAAAGUGUCGCGUCAAAUGCUUUCCGCUGGGACGACAACUCUAGAAGCCAAAAGUGGUUAUGGGCUUGAGACCGAAACUGAAAUGAAGAUGCUGCGUGUUUUGGAUAAGCUAAGCAAAAACAGUCCAUUGGAAAUUUCGGCCACAUUCUGCGGGGCCCACGCCGUGCCGAGAACGACAAAUGAAGAUGACCAAACUAAAGCUGUUGCCGGCGAAAUGUUAGAUGCAAUUAUUAAAGCAAAAUCCAAUGGUGAACUCCAGUGCGUCGAAAACAUCGAUGUAUUUUGUGAGAAGGGAAACUUUGGAGUCGAAAAUACCGAAAGAAUUCUGAAAGCUGGCGAAAAGGCGGGACUGCACGCUAAUUUCCAUGCCGAGGAGCUGAACUGCUUGAAUAGCGCGGAGAUGGGCGCGCGAAUUGGGGCGCGCGCAAUGUCCCAUUUGGAAAAGGUGUCGCCAGAAGGGAUUAAGAUGAUGGCGGCAUCAGGUACGGUGGCUGUGCUGCUUCCUUCAACUGCUUUUAUUUUGCGUUUGGAGGCGCCACCAGCUCGGGAGUUGUUGAAAGCUGGAGUGAUUGUGGCUUUGGGCUCCGAUUUCAACCCAAAUGCCUGGUGCCCCGUCAUGCCACAAAUAAUGCACAUGGCCUGUAUCGUCAUGAAAAUGUCAAUUCCCGAAGUGCUUGCCGCGGCGACGAUCAAUUCGGCGCAUUCCAUCGGCCGAGGUAAAACCCAUGGGGCACUCCAUAAAGGUCGCGUCGGCGAUCUGUUACUUCUGAAUGUGCCAAAAUGGGAGCACUUGGUUUAUAGAUCCACAACACCCUACGAUAACACGAUUACACAUGUUUUCAAACUUGGAAAACUGGCCUUUGAGGCUCAUAAA